Brassica napus (rape) is the source of this 2274-nucleotide messenger RNA. RefSeq lists its product as uncharacterized. NCBI's taxonomy places the organism in Eukaryota, Viridiplantae, Streptophyta, Magnoliopsida, Brassicales, Brassicaceae. The record is from RefSeq and is a predicted model, not a curated record. The transcript is spliced from 3 exons. Bases 1 to 2274 code for a protein of 757 amino acids.
AUGAGGUUAUGGGGAUCGGAUCAUCGUCCGAUCCUUGCAGACAUACUCAUAAAGCCAAUAAAGAGAUCGAAAAAGUUUAAGUUUGAUAAAAGAUGGCUAGAUGAUGACGAGCUAAGGCAAGUUAUUCUUGAUGGAUGGAAAUCUCCUGAUUUUUUUCCUAAUGCGACUAUUAUGGAACAUAUUUCCAGCUGCAGAAAAGCCUUGAAUGAAUGGAGGAGACAACAUAAUGUGAACUCGGCCAAACUAGUGGAGGAGCUUAACGAAAAAGUUGAGGGACUAUAUGCUGAUGAUAACGCAACAACUGAGGAAAUUGCAGCAGCGUUGAAGGAUCUCUCUGAUGCUCUUAAAGCAGAAGAGUUAUUCUGGAAACAGAAGAGUCGGGUGUUUUGGCUGAGGGAAGGGGAUAAAAAUACAAAAUUUUUUCAUGCCUUAACAAAGCAAAGGAGAGCAAGGAAUAAGAUUACACAGCUCCUAGACGAGAAUGGAGCCAUGGUUGAGGACGAAGAAGGAUUAGUAGCCAUUGCUACUGGUUACUUUAGACAGAUCUUUGAAUCAUCGGAUCCAGAGGAUAUUGAAGACGCACUUUCUCAGGUUCCAGCGACGAUUACUGGAGAUAUGAACAACAACCUUACAGCUCCGGUCUCUGAGUGGGAGAUCAAACUAGCGCUCUUCGCUAUGCAUCCCGAAAAAGCCCCAGGUCCAGAUGGGAUGACUGCACUUUUCUAUCAGAAAUCCUGGGAUAUUAUAAAGGAGGAUUUAACUCUUAUGGUUAAUAAAUUCCUUUUCGAGGGGACGAUGGCGACUGGGCUGAAUGAUACAAAUAUAUGUCUUAUCCCGAAAACAACGAGGCCCAAUGAGAUGGCUCAGUUUAGACCCAUCAGCUUAUGUAACGUCAGUUACAAGAUAAUCUCUAAGGUCUUAUGCCAGCGAUUGAAGAGAGUGCUACCAGGAUUGAUAUCGGAGACUCAGUCAGCUUUUGUUGCUGGGAGACAGAUCUCAGAUAACAUUAUGAUUGCUCAGGAGAUGUUCCACGCUCUUAGAACUAAACCUAGUGGACGUAGUAAAAGGAUGGUUAUCAAGACAUAUAUGAGUAAGGCAUAUGAUCGGAUGGAAUGGUCCUUUAUUGAAGCUGUCAUGCGCAAAAUGGGGUUUUCAGAGAUAUGGAUUGCCUGGAUUAUGCGUUGUAUUACGUUGGUGAAAUAUAAGCGGAUUAAUGCGAGUACUAGACAACAGCUUAGAGAUGUGCUUGGAAUACAGAACGAAGGAGGAAUGAGAACUUACCUUGGUAUCCCGGAAGACAUAAGUGGAUCUAAGUGUAAACUUUUUGCAUUUCCGAAAGAUAAGUUGAUGCAUAGAGUGAAUGGAUGGACAGGCAGAUGGCUCUCAAAAGGUGGAAAGGAAGUGUUGAUUAAAUCCAUUUUGCUUGCUCUACCGACGGACGUUAUGUCUACUUUUCUGCUCCCACUGGAGAUUUGUGAAAACCUUGCCAGUGCCAUUGCACAGUUCUGGUGGAGUUCAAAUCCACCAAAAAGAGGGAUACACUGGGCGAAGUGGGAGAAAGUUUGUUUACCAAGAGAGGAGGGUGGAAUUGGUUUCCGUAUGAUCCAUGAGUUCAACCUGGCCCUGUUGGCGAAACAAUUAUGGAGGCUGCUGCAGAUCCCUGAUUCUCUGGUUGUACGGGUAUUGAAGGGAAGAUACUAUAGAUUGAGUUCUCCACUAAGAGUGGAUACUGCUACCAACCCAUCCUAUGUGUGGACGAGUAUUAUUGCAGCAAGGAAAUUGUUACUAUUAGGGAUCAGGCAGAAAAUACAUUCAGGAUAUGAAGUCAAGGUGUGGGAGGAUUCGUGGAUGCCAACGACCCCUGCGAGACCAGCUACCUCUAUAGCGCCAGUCAUACACCCUAAUAUGAGAGUCAGCGAUCUUAUUGAUCAAGUAUCGAAGGAGUGGAAUAUUGGUCUAUUGGAGAAUUAUGUCAUUCCUGAGGACAUACCUCUCAUAAGGAGUUUAGCCAUAAGCUCAACUCAUCGUCGAGAUACUUUCUGCUGGAACUACACAAAGAAUGGCCAAUACACGGUUAAAUCUGGUUAUUGGGUGGCACAGAAUGUAUUAAAACCAGCAGUAGAUAAAGUAGUUAUAGAGCCAAGCAUCACAAAGCUCCAAGCCUUUGCUUGGAAGACCUAUGCUGCUGCUUUGGUGGAGGCGGAGGCGGUGGAGAUGAUGGUGGUGGUGGAUGUGGAGGCGGCGGCUGCGGAGGUGGAGGCGGUUAAAAGAUGA